Molecule: messenger RNA, 1342 nt
Organism: Cryptomeria japonica (Japanese cedar)
Lineage: Eukaryota; Viridiplantae; Streptophyta; Pinopsida; Cupressales; Cupressaceae
Product: phosphopantetheine adenylyltransferase
Exons: 3
Coding region: 549-1124 (191 amino acids)
Biological process (GO): coenzyme A biosynthetic process
Molecular function (GO): dephospho-CoA kinase activity; pantetheine-phosphate adenylyltransferase activity
Source: RefSeq, a predicted model, not a curated record
CGGUCUCCCAAUCAGUACAGCCAAGCAGUCAAAAGGGCGGACAAGGAGGAGGCCCUUACUUUUCCAUUCCACCAAAUUAUUCUACCACCUUUAUCCACGUCUCUUUAAUCAAAUUUCUGAAUAUUAAAGAUUUUUUUCCGUGACCAAAUGAAUUCGAUGUAACCAAAACAAUGUGAUGGGUUUUUGCUUAAUAUUCCAGAGUGAAUAGGAGGCGAUAAACUUGGUAGAAUCCCAAUGAAAGCAAAACUAUAAAUCCAACCCUCGUUUUGCUUUUGUUAGUACAGGCGAUUUGGAUCUUUGGUAAGAAGCUGCUGUAGAAAUUGCAGAGGUACCGUGGAGUCAUGUUUAUUUGCAAAACACUGUAAAGUAUACAAACUCGUACAUGUUUAUGCUGACGAUUCUGAUGAUGAUUCAGGUGGCAGAGAAAACAUUUUUGACAAGAAAGAGAUGACACAUUCAACUGACUCUGAGAAAUGUUUAGUCAUGAAAAGUAACUAGCAAAAUAGAAAGCAGAGGUAACCAAGUAGUGGAGAGGUCUAGGUUAGCCAAUGCCUCCUCCAAAUUUAGCAACUGAAGAGCUUAACAAUAACAAUUCUGAAGGUAUGGAUGCUUCAAAAAUCAUCUCUCCACUCAACUCAUAUGAUGCUGUUGUUUUAGGAGGCACCUUUGAUAGGUUGCAUGAUGGGCAUCGUCGUCUUCUCAAGGCUGCAGCAGAAUUGACAAGGGGAAGAGUGGUUGUUGGUGUGUGCACCGGACCAAUGCUGGCAAACAAAGAGCUUGCUCACUUGAUUGAACCUGUGGAAAAGAGAAUUGGAGCUGUUGAAAGAUACAUUAAGUCUAUCAAACCAGAAUUACAAGUGCAUGUGGAACCUAUCACCGAUCCCUAUGGUCCAUCCAUUGUGGAUAGUGAUCUAGAUGCCAUCGUUGUUAGCAAGGAAACUUUUGCUGGUGGGCUGUCUGUCAAUAAAAGAAGGGCUGAAAGAGGUUUAUCUCAAUUGAAGUUGGAAGUGGUUGACCUGGUCAUCGAAGGGGAAAAUGGUGAAAAGCUCAGCUCUACAGCACUGCGUCAAGUUGAUGCUUCUGAACAGACCAGGAAGGGAUGUUCUGUUGCUUCUGAGCAAUGACUCAUGAUAUUAUUGAUUAGACUAAUGUAUUUACUGAUUUAGUUUAUGUUCAUUUUGAAGACGAUUUUGUCUUGACUAUCAGAAAAAAUAGCGUACCUGCAAUGGGGAAAAACAGUGAAGCAAUCAUGGCCAAAAUUCACAUAUGAAUGGUAUCAAAUACAUGCAUUGGUAAUCAAUGCUUGAAUAACUUGAAUUUCUUGUCAAGAAUAGUUUGUCCA